AUGGAUAUUCACUGCAAAGCAGACCCCUUUACAGCGAUGCACCUAUCCCACGUAGGGCACGGAGGUGUGAACCAGCUCGGCGGGGUGUUUGUGAACGGCAGACCCCUUCCGGACGUGGUGAGGCAGCGGAUCGUGGAGCUGGCCCACCAGGGCGUCCGGCCCUGCGACAUCUCCAGGCAGCUGCGGGUCAGCCACGGCUGCGUCAGUAAGAUCCUGGGCAGAUACUACGAGACUGGCAGCAUUAAACCAGGGGUGAUUGGUGGGUCUAAACCUAAAGUGGCCACGCCAAAGGUCGUGGACAAAAUCGCAGACUACAAGAGGCAAAACCCAACCAUGUUUGCCUGGGAGAUCCGAGACAGGCUGCUGGCAGAGGGCGUCUGCGACAACGACACUGUUCCCAGCGUCUCAUCCAUUAACAGGAUCAUCCGAACAAAAGUCCAGCAGCCUUUCCAUCCAUCUCCAGAUGGGACAUCCCUGUCAGCACCAGGCCAUACUAUAGUACCAAGCACAGCCUCUCCGCCUGUAACCAGCGCCUCCAAUGACCCUGCAGGAUCAUACUCCAUCAAUGGGAUUCUGGGUAUUCCACGAUCCAAUGGUGAAAAGAGGAAACGAGAUGAAGAUGGUUCAGAUGGUUCUGGCCCAAACAGUGAUUCUCAGGGUAGUGUGGAGAGUUUACGGAAACACCUUAGGGCAGAUGCCUUCACUCAGCAGCAGCUGGAAGCAUUGGACCGGGUCUUUGAACGCCCCUCUUACCCUGACGUCUUCCCUACAUCGGAGCAUAUCAAACCUGAACAGGCUAAUGAGUACUCGCUCCCUGCCCUGAAUUCCAGCCUGGACGAAGUCAAGCCCAGUUUAUCUUCUAGCGCCAACCCAGACCUGGGCCCCAGUGUGUCACAAAGCUACCCUGUAGGUCGAGAUAUGGCCAACACAACCUUACCUGGGUAUCCCCCUCAUGUACCCCCCACAGGCCAGGGCAGCUACCCCACCUCCACUCUGGCUGGAAUGGUUCCUGGGAGUGAGUUUUCGGGGAACCCCUACAGUCAUCCGCAGUACACAACCUACAAUGAAGCCUGGCGAUUCAGCAACCCAGCAUUACUAAUGCCGCAUCGAGAGGCUCCGCCCCUCCCACUGCUGCCACUGCCUAUGACCGUCACUAGUUACCAUGGAAACCAAAUCAACCUGCAGGACCAUGGCCUUAGCCUCCAUAUUGCCCGGUGUGAACGGCAUGGUCCACUGGACACUGAGCAACUGCGCAUAAAAUGUUCCCGGCUCACACAAUGACAAACUUAACAGUUUUUGGGACUCCAGACUUCUUCUCUCCUCUCUCCUCGCAGCUUUUUUGGACACUCAAAGCCAAAAAAAAAAAAAAAAAAGAUCUACAAGACAUCACCAGAGACACUGAAAGUUGCU
Molecule: messenger RNA, 1410 nt
Organism: Micropterus dolomieu (smallmouth bass)
Lineage: Eukaryota; Metazoa; Chordata; Actinopteri; Centrarchiformes; Centrarchidae
Gene: pax2b
Product: paired box 2b
Exons: 10
Coding region: 1-1281 (426 amino acids)
Biological process (GO): anatomical structure development; regulation of transcription by RNA polymerase II
Molecular function (GO): RNA polymerase II cis-regulatory region sequence-specific DNA binding; DNA-binding transcription factor activity, RNA polymerase II-specific
Source: RefSeq, a predicted model, not a curated record